Messenger RNA from Diabrotica virgifera virgifera (western corn rootworm), 24146 nucleotides. RefSeq names its product cyclin-Y-like protein 1. Gene Ontology annotation, molecular function: cyclin-dependent protein serine/threonine kinase activator activity; protein kinase binding. Gene Ontology annotation, cellular component: plasma membrane. Lineage: Eukaryota; Metazoa; Arthropoda; Insecta; Coleoptera; Chrysomelidae. Gene Ontology annotation, biological process: regulation of cyclin-dependent protein serine/threonine kinase activity; regulation of canonical Wnt signaling pathway. The coding region runs from base 447 to 1466 and encodes 339 amino acids. The transcript is spliced from 3 exons. The record is from RefSeq and is a predicted model, not a curated record.
UAUUUCAAAGAAAAGAAAACUAGGUACUCAUGCUUUAAUUUAUUAUGAGAACACCAAACGUUUUCCUCUCUGUUAUGUUUGUUUCGAACUAUAAAUACAAUGAGUCUGAAUUGUUUUGCUGAUUGCUGGAGUUAAACUUAAAUAUUUCCGUAAAAACAAUGCCGGCUGUUUCUCUGAAAGGCGUAGACUAAACAUUAGUGGGUGUGCGAUAUAUUGUAUUCAUUAUUAUCGCAGAUUAUAGUAGAAACUACCAUCUAGCUUAUCGUUAUCAUUGUGGACAUAGGCUGUUGAUAAAUGUCGUAAAUUGUUCUUGGAUUAUUUAAUGCGCCAAUAUUGAAACAACACUACUUCCCUGGUUAAGAAAAUGUGUAAAUCAUCAACAUUUAAGAUCAACAAAAUUAAACAGUGCCUAAAAAACAGUUGAGGAUUAAUAAACCCAUUCCAAAAUGGGAAAUAAGAAUAGUUGUUGCUCUUACUCUAGUCCACAGAGUAGUCAUAGAGAAAGAGUGUUCAUUCCUAUAGAAGAGACUUUACAUGAAGGUGAAAUUAGUACAAGCAAUUUACAGCAUAUCAGUGAACGAGAGACUGAUGAUGGAGAGCUUGACCCAUCCCAGGAUCCAAUGGCAAAGACCAUCUUCAUAGAGAGGUCUAAAACAGCCAUUGAGAACGGCAUGAUCAGAAGGAAAAGUCAGAACCAAAUCGCCGAUUUACGCCCCCUGAAGAAGAGUAGUUCGUGUUCAACGAUAUAUCUGGAUGACAGUACAGUAUCCCAACCGAACCUGAAGAAUACGGUGAAAUGUGUAGCUUUGGCGAUCUACUAUCACAUAAAAAAUAGGGAUUCUCAAAGAGAAAUCGACAUUUUUGACGAAAAGUUGCAUCCUCUAACAAGAGAUGGCGUUAGUGAUGAUUAUGAUAAGUAUAAUCCCGAACACAAACAGAUUUAUAAGUUUGUGAGAACUUUAUUUAAUGCUGCUCAGUUGACUGCUGAAUGUGCCAUUAUUACUUUAGUGUAUCUAGAAAGACUGUUAACUUAUGCUGAAUUAGAUAUUCAACCUUCAAAUUGGAAACGAAUAGUUUUAGGUGCAAUCUUACUAGCUUCCAAAGUUUGGGACGACCAAGCCGUGUGGAACGUCGACUACUGCCAAAUACUGAAGGACAUAACCGUAGAGGACAUGAACGAACUAGAAAGGCAGUUUCUCGAGUUGCUCCAAUUUAACAUUAACGUACCCUCAAGUGUCUAUGCCAAAUACUACUUCGAUCUUCGAACUUUAGCGGAGGCGAACGAUCUGACGUUUCCCAGUGAACCGCUGAGCAUAGAAAGAGCUCAGAAACUGGAAGCGAUGUCCAGAGUGAUGGCGGAUAAGUACACGCAAGAAGCUAUCAAGAACGGCUUGAAGAAAUGGUCCAGUUUGGAUAACUUGUCGAACGGUACGGCAGCGAGAAGGUCCAUCGCCAUUUUGUCGUGAUUUAUGUUAUUUUCCUUUUUAUAAUUCUUAAGAAGCAUUCGAAGCAUUCUCACUGUAACACAAUUGUCAACAAUUCACGUAAAAAAACGAUAUAUAUGCUUUUUAAAAAAGCGGUAGUAAACGACAACUACUUGGUUGUAAUUUUUUAGUAUAUAGGUACAUGAUAUGCAAGAACUUUACAAAACUCGUCGAUUUUAAAGGAUUUAGCUAAUAGUGACUAAUAUUAUUUUCUUCAUCAUGUGCCUCAUCCUUUUAAGGACAUUGGCCAUCAUCAUGCCCCAUUUUAAUCUGUCUGCAGCGGUUGUUUUCCACUCCACUGCUUUAUAUUUUUCAACCAGGACUUGCGUCGUCUACCCAGUCCUCUUUCCUUGCACUUUCUCUUGUAUAGGCAACUGAAAAUAAGACUAGCGCUAAAGUGAGCAAUUGUAGAACUAUAAAUAUUGACAUUGGUCAUUGGAGUUUUGCGUGAGUUUUGUAUUUGUUGAAUGUCGAAAUUUUUUUUUCUAUGCAUGCUAUACAAUGUGCAACUUCUAUCACUACUAACAUACAUUGAAAACGAAAAAUUUCUCAUGCAGUGAGAAAAGUCGGCCAUUGCAGUGAGCAAUAUUUUUUCUCACUGGUUGUCCUACCGUUUUCCAUAUAUGAUCGCCGUUUCCAUGGUAACAUGUACAAUACAAACAAUUAAUAUUGUCAAAAAAAAUGUGUUGAAGCAAAACUUACCAGGAAUUACCUUUCAAAACUGUUCAAAAAUAACAGUUAAUUAGAAUUUUAAAUAAAUAACAUAUAUAAUUUUAAAAAUAAUUAAUACCUACAUGCAUAUGUAUUUUAUUUUAAUUUAUGCAUAAAAUAUACCCAAAAGCACCUAAAUUAUUUAAUUUUGAAAUUUGAACUCUUGACAAAACCGCAUCCAUAGAAAAAGAACAGUGUACAACACAUGAGAAAAUGACACAUUUCUCCCUCGCUUCACACUUUGCGAUAUAUCUUCUAAAUAAUACUCACGUUAAACUGUUUUGAGUUAUUUACGUGACAAACGAUAAAAAUAAUUAUGGCCUUCUUCCACGUCCAUAUCGCUGGAACGAACGGGUACAACGCACAACGGGCCGUCCAUUGGCUGCUAUAACUGGCUGCUCAUGUAUGUCAGCUGCCUAGUGCGCGGGGGCCUAAGUCACCAGACAACACAUCGCUACACACUGACCGGAAAAACAUUCCACCCAGAGUUUUCGGCGCAAUUCACUAUGAGUCGAUGUGUUUUCUUUAAUCUUCCAACUUGUCAUUAAAUGCCUUAAAAAUAUCACUAUUCCCGGUGAGCAAGUACUUGGAGGGGAUACGUGAAACAAUCGUGCGCGAAUAGCGGAGAAAUAUUGUAUCUUUCUUAAAUAAUUCAUAUUGCCAAUUAAAAUUGUCAAAUUGACGUAUAUUUUAUACCUUUUGUCAUUGAAGAAGAAAAAUUAUAUAUUGCUCCACAAUAUUGAUAUGAUAUGCAAUUAUUAUAUAAAGAUAAAUUUAAUUAAUUAUAUAUUGCUUGCAGUAAUACUGCAUUUUAAUAACCAAUUUUAUUUACCACAUAUAAUUGUUUACGUUUUAAUAACAUAACCUGAAUCUUAUUUUUUCUUCUUAUUAUUUUUUUGGAUUAUGGCCUUGACAAUUAUCCAGCAACCAGGCUAAUAUGAUUGGCCAAUAUAAUUAAAAGUGCGAAUAAAGUUGCAGAGCGUAGAAACCAGGUGUAGCUUUUCCGAACUUGCACGGUCCACAUAGGUUUGUUCCAACCCGUCACAUUACCGUUCUUGAAUGGUUACAAGUAUGCGCAGUAACGAAAAAUGUGUUACUGCGCAGAAUUAUAUGAACAAACCUUAUGUUAUCAUCGACUUUGUAUUAAGGAUGGCGGUUGUUGACAAAUCACCGGUUUUCGGUUAUACCGUUUUUUUUACCUGCGGUUUAAUCUGGCGGUUAUAACCGGUUCAAAAAACCGGUUAUUCCAAAAACCGGUGUUCUGUUUUUUUAGUCAUAGCCAAUACCCAAUAGAUUACAUUUACUUUGCUCUUUAGUUUGCAAUACUCCAUUCGAAUCGAUAUCAGUCCAUAUCAGUAUUAUAGAAAUCAGUCAUCAGUGUUGUGAAAUCGGUUUCAAUCAGCUUAAAAUUUCUCAUUUACGCGCAGGAGGCCAAAAAUGUUACCAUUUUUUCUCUUUAUUAUUGUUAUUACUUUAAAAAGAAAAAACCGGUUAUAACUGGGACAAAAAACAACCGGAAAAACCGAUUAUUGCAGAGGUAAAAAACCGGUUUUAGGUUAUAUCCGGUAGGUUCUUCCCAUCCCUACUUUGUAUCUCUCUCUAUUGCCUUUCCUCCUUAUGGAGUAUUGUCCGCUCUUGCGUUUCUUAGCCAAAAGUGAAAGAUGGCUGAUUGAUGCUGACAUGAGUCGAUGUGCUACGUUUCCGUAAAGUCGCUGCUGUGUAAUACACAAAGACAUUAAAUUGCCGAUCAUCCUGACGUUCCGUUGCCGGCCGGUUCGGUAAAGUGCGCGUGUAUUUUAAACCGAAUGGUCUGGCUUAUUUGUAUAAAUAAACCAAAACACACUUGAUGCAAUUAUGUGUAUAUAUUAAAAUGUUACAAACCAAGUAUAUUUUUAUAGUUGUUGUAAUAUAUCACUAGAAACAUAGUUUCAAACAGUAUAAAAUUACUAUACCACAUUCUGUAGUUGUAUUUUCUACAGUUUUAUAUUUAUUUAUGUACAUAUAAAAUUGUAAUUUACAAUAUACACGAGUAUUUUUUUAAAUUUUAUUUGCUUCUCAUGCUUCCAAUGAUCUACCAAAGUAUUCCCUAGAUGAACAUUUUUUUACUAAAGAUCUGCUUUUCUUUUUAUAAUUAUUAUUAUUAUAUAUGUAUAUUUUCAAGAUGCUUGAUUUAACUCCAGAUAUUUUUUACAUUUUACAGGAUAAUAAACGUAUUUAUGUAUACAUAUAAAAAUAUUAAAUAGUGGCCUAAUACUAACAUCCAUAUUAGCCAACAAUUCCUAAUAAAUGCUCUAGAUUCUAGAAGUUUCCUAGCAUUAGGUAGUAGCUAGUUGUCAAAAACUGUGUUCUUUCAAUGAUCUCUUGAGUUGAAGAAACAAGAAAAUUCAGGAGCAGGUGUGGUGAGUAAAGGGAAUGAAUGAUGGCCAUGGUAAAGCUCCAAGAAAGAUUCCUUAAUACUCAAACAAAAGAGUAAAUGAAUUAAAAAUGUAUAAACAUUCUCAAUUUCUUUGCAAAACGAAAAUGCAGCAGCUGCAUAAUACUCUGGUUAAAUCGGAGAGUGCAGGAAGAGUCUAUACCGGUUUCGGAGAUCUUUUUCCCCUCAUCAGUAAACCCAUAUCCUCUUCUCUCCGCUUUAACCAUUUACCAUAGCUUGGGCCUUCCCGAAUUGCAAAGAAAGAAAUGUCACGGAUGAACAGUAGGGCCAUCUGCCGAAAAACAAACUAAGUUAUCAAUCGAAGUAGCACAGAAAACGACAAUAAAUAUCGCCUCCGUACCACCAGAUUGACAACAGGUGGAAUACUUUCUUUGGUUACACCUCCUGAGAUUUUCAAAAUUUAUAAAUCAUACAGGGUGCCGAGGAAAUUAAGAUGAGAGAAUUUUAAAUAAUUCACAACUCAUCUACUCAGUGUGGUAAAAGCUCCAACAAGAAAGAUUCCUUAAUACUCAAACAAAAAAGUAAAUGAAUUAAAAAUGUAUAAACAUUCUCAAUUUCUUUGCAAAACGAAAAUGCAGCAGCUGCAUAAUACUCUGGUUAAAUCCAGCCCAAGCUAUGGUAAAUGGUUAAAGCUAUGGUAAACGGAGAGAAGAGGAUAUGGGUUUACUGCAUUUUCGUUUUGCAAAGAAAUUGAGAAUGUUUACACAUUUUUAAUCCAUUUACUCUUUUGUUUGAGGAAUCUUUCUUGUUGAAGCUUUACCACGCUGAGUAGAUAAGUUGUGAAUUAUUUAAAAUUCUCUUAUCUUAUUUUCAUCGGCACCCUGUAUGAUUUAUAAAUUUUGAAAAUCUCAGGAGGUGUAACCAAAGAAAGUAUUCCACCUGUUGUCAAUCUGGUGGUUGGGGGCGAUAUUUAUUGUCGUUUUCUGUGCUACUUCGAUUGAUAACUUACUUUGUUUUUCGGUAGAUGGCCCUAGUUCAUCCGUGACAUUUCUUUCUUUGCAAUUCGGGAAGGCCCAAGCUAUGGUAAAUGGUUAAAGCGGAGAGAAGAGGAUAUGGGUUUACUGAUGAGGGGAAAAAGAUCUCCGAAACCGGUAUAGACUCUUCCUGCACUCUCCGAUUUAACCAGAGUAUUAUACAGGUGCUGCAUUUUCGUUUUGCAAAGAAAUUGAGAAUGUUUAUACAUUUUUUUGUUUUCUGUUCACCGUGUUAGGAUUUGAACUCGCAUUCAUAAAUAAAUAGAAAAUAAAUGUGUACAAAUAACAAUGGCAUGACUGUACCUAUAAGCUAUACUAAAGUUCGUUGAACAAUAUUAUGAAGAAAGCUAAUCAGGUGAUAUAAAGAGACAGAAUAAAGAAAAUUAAUUUUCAUAAAAUAUGUCAAUACGAAACAGUUUUUUUACCUACAGAUUAGGAAACUUUUAGAACUUGGAUAUAAUCUGAGGAGCCGGUCAAUAUCGAAUUUGUCUUCUACAUUUUAAGAAUUGUUGGUAAAUAAGGCUGCAUUACUUUUUAAGCGGUGGCUAAAUAAAACUUUUGGUUUUAUCUUCCCCACUGGCGAAUAUGACGUUACUCUUCAUUGCAGGAUUUAGCUACAAAUCAAAAAUUUAUUACUCUCGGUCGAAAUAAUUUCCAUACAACAUUAAAAAGUCAGUUAACUUUUAUUCAGUCAGCAUGGUCUAAAACCGAUGAUUCAACCAUCAGAUAUCAAAUUUUAUCUAUAUUAUACGCGAGAUGUGUCAAAAAAUAUGAAUUUCGCUCAAGAGUAAAGUACCUUUAUUUUUUAAAAUAUUAAAAAUUGUUAUUAUGAAAAGUUGUUUGGAAUUAAACAUCUAAUAUAUACAAUUACAUCCUUCUAACGAAAUAUUUGAAAAUUUUUCUCAAAUUACGAUACCCAUACCCAACAUCAUUUACAUUUAUUUCAUUAUUAAUUUUACGAAGAAAAGUUAUUCUUCAUAAAAAGAUCUGCACGGUCUAAAAUCUAGAUCAGCGAUUCUCAACCUUUUUGACUGAUGUACCACCUACAGUUAUUUUUAUUAUUUUUGGUACCACCUAUACUUUUAAAUUGUAUUAUGAAUACUUACUAAGUACUACUAUUUUAAUUUUUUCUGUGUUUUGUGUACCACCGCCAAUAAUGAUAUGUACCACCAGUGGUACAUGUACCACAGAUUGAGAACCUCUGAUCUAGAUGCAACCAUCAUAUAUCAGAUUUUAUCAAUGCUAUUAGAGGUAUGUCAAAAUCGUGAAUUUCGCUCUAAAGUAAAGUACCUUGAUAGUUCACAAUAUUUAAAUUAGAAGAAUGUAAUUCUGGACCUUGGACGUAAACUACACUAUGUCACAUCGAGCAACUAUGUUUAGCGUGUGUUUGCAACAAAGUUUAGAGCACUUAGGAUGUUAAUACAAAUCUGAUAAUAUAUCCCAUAAUUGGUUGAAAGACAAUAUGACGAUAUUUUAAUGAUAACAUAACCAAUUUGCAUAACAAAAUAAGUGGAUUGAAGGAACUUUAAAGUUUUCGUUAUGAUAAUGCUCGCAUUUUAGCUUGUUUUUCUAUAAAUUGACAUGCCAAACAGAUCCUCCCGUUUUAUACUUAAAGCAUUCAUGGUUGCUGCUUCUAAACUUCCAUAACAUUUUAUCACGCAAAUUUUUAGUUGAGUUAACACUUUUUUGCAUCAGAAACAUAUUUUUAUUAUACAGAUUGUAGUGCCUAUAUAUUGCACUAUUUGUAUUUGUUUGUCUUUUUAUUUUACAGUUGUUUUAAUACAAUUUUCAAUUCGUUUACACUAAAAAUAUAACUAAUUAAAUUAUAAUAAUUUCAUUUAUUACUUGACAAUACGAAUUUUGAACGAGACUAUAUUUUAGUGACAAUUUAUAGCUCGACCUGCAAUUGAGAUUAAUACCAAAAUUAACCGUAUAAAAUUUGUAUAAAUACAUUAUUUCGGUGUUGAAUGUUAAUUUAUAUUAUUUUUGUAUUUAAGCCUUUAUAUUUUGCACAUGUUAUAAUGGACAUUCACAAUUCAAAUGUAUACUCUAUAAACAAUUUUUAUUUGUUGCUGUAAAUUGUAAAUUUUUGUUUGCCUGUUCACCGAAAAUUUGUUUUUGCGGUUGUUUAUAUUUUAUAACAUUAUUGAAAUUUAUAUUUGCAAAACUUUAAAAAUUUAGUAAAAAUAAAAAUUAAUUCGCCGAAUUGGUGCUCAAAAUAUACUUUUCACAAGGUUUUUUUGUGUGCUGAAUCCAAAUUUGAGUUCCAAAUUGGCUCGGGUUUCUGCAUGAGCAUAUAAUGCCUGGACUGCGCGCUGCAAUCUGAUACUCUGCGACCAAUGAGACAGGGAAAAUAUUUGUAUUUAGGGUAGGCAUCUCUUUCUAAUCGUUGGGGUUUAUCCAAUGACGUUGGGUUUAUUGGCCACGUGACUUUCCCACUGCCGCCGAUUUGAUAAACCCCCGCCAAUUAGAAAGAGAUGCCUAGCCUACCCUAAUUACAAGCAUUUUUCUUUGUCGCACUGGUCGCACAGUUUUAGAUUGCACCGCGCAGCCUAGGUAUUAUACGUCGAUAGGUUUCUUAGAUAUACUAACCUAAAAGUGCAAAAAUAGUAUUGACAUAUAAUAUCUAGUGGUAUUAUACCUAAAACCAGUGGGACAAAAAAAUGUUUGUUUUUAGCAUCUCUUUCUAAUCAGCGGCAGUGGGAAAGUCACGUGGUCAAUAAACCCAACGUCAUUGGAUAAACCCCGUCGAUUAGAAAGAGUUGCCUAGCCUAAAUACAAACACUUUUCUCUGUCGCAUUGAGGGAACACUUUUAGAUGGCAGCUCGCAGUCUAGGUAUUAUGAUGUACAUGAUUAUAAUCGUCUUAAAGUAUAAGUCUCAAUCUUAAAAAUGAGGUUGAGUUUACUCAGAUAAUUUUUUCCACUGAGAUAUCGCAUUUUAGUUUCUUAAUUAAAAAAAAAACCUACAAAUCAUAUGAUAUAAUAUAUAUGUAGUAUAAAAGCCAAUCUAAUUUCAGAAAUCCCAUACUCAUAAAUCCUUAUUCCAACAACCUCAAAUCAAAUAACCCGAAAUCCAACAAUCUCAUACCUACACAUUACAAACCCAACCAACCCCUAGAAACCAUCCCUUUCAGUCCACAACAGGCAAACCCACCUACUAAGAUUAAUUGCUUAUUGUAAGAUACCUAUCGAAGUAAAAUCAUACAGUAAUUGUGUUUACUGAGCGAAACAAAACACCACUAACCCUAUUAACCCCCACAAGCCACUCCUUUUAAUGCAGAAGCAAGAAAACCGCAUUUUAAAGAGAAAUACUUACACUUUAUGGUGUUAGGCGUAUUAUUUUAGAAUAGAAAACAUUAGCAGGUCUACAUAACCUCAAAAAUUGCCAAAAACCAUAUACAUAUAAUACCUAGCUAGACUGCGCGAUGCCAUCUAGAACAAUCUGACGAUUGCGACAGAGAAAACUGAGGCUAUUAGGUCGGAAGUCUCUUUUAGCAGUUUACAGAAGUUAUUAGCACGCUCAUCGCUGUAUGUCUAUGUCAAAAACAGCUAUUUCUGCACUUCUAGGUUAGGAUAUCUCAGAAACCAGAGCCAAUUAUGCAAUUCGGAGUUCAGAUGCGUAUUCGACGUACCAAAAACCUUCGGGAAAAUAUACUGUUUUCUGGGUUUCAGGCUUUCAUUUAUCUAAAAUCAGUGGUUAUAACAUUUUUAAUGUUAUUUUUAAAGAAAAUUGUUAGAAAAAUGAUAUUCUUUAUCUUAGGAAAAUAUUCACACAGGAUAAUUUUAUAAUAUAAAAUUUGUUCAAACCAUCGCAUAUAAAAAGAGACUUCAAUUAAAUAUGGACUUAUAUCUAUUGUAAAGUGCCCACAAACAAAAAUUUAAAAUUUCAAUGUUCUUUUAUAAACAAAUACUGUUCAAAGUAUAAAAUUAUUUUACUUUCGACGUCGUUUUAGAGACGUAACGUUUUUGUUGUAAUGAAAAGUGAUUUAAUAUGUACCAAAGCGAAGUUUCAGAAUGUGUCAAAAUUAUUGUGUAAAAUGUACGUUAGUUUUUGACCACCGAAGGAUGGAAAGCAGCAUUCCGGUUGAUAAAAAGGUGCGUCGAUGUGUUCUUCCAAUACAUGUCAGUUUGUAACAAUGGUGGGUUUCCUGUUCUCCGUCAGAUGUGACGUCAUUUCCGUCGAUCUCGCAUGACAAAUAACUGGUCUUAAUAGGUUCCUUUGUUUUCUAGUGUAGCACUUUCAGGUUUAUUUCAUAGGGCAGUCAAUGAGGGUAUUUGGCUCCGAAUUCCAACCUACUACAUCGAUUUACUUGAUAUUUUCACAGUAAGUAGGGAAUAGCUCAAGAAACAAAGUCUACCCUAUACAGUGAUGAGCGCGACAAUAACCGGCAAAAUAACGCAAAAGAUGGAAACAUAAUACAUUGCAAAACAAAAAGAGAUGAAACUAGUGGAGGUGGAAGUUAUCAGUAUAAACGUAAUAAUUAAAAUUACAUUACAUAGUUUCCCACCUUUAGAAGUCUGUGACAGGAGUAUUUUAUAAAAUUCUACUGUCACAGUGACAGUUGUCAUACUCCUCUGAUAUGUCUAAAGGUGGGAAACUAUGUAAUGUAAUGUUAAUUUAUACGUUUAUAACGAUAAUUUCCACCUCCACUAGUUUCAUCUCCUUUUCUUUCGCAAUGUAUUAUGUUUCCAUCUUUUGCGUUAUUUUUCCGGUUAUUAGAGCACUCAUCACUGUAUACUUUCGUGCUUUUAUCUUGGGGGGCGGUUCCCACUCCCUUCAAGAGGGUGGAACAUUUUUUGGUCAAAAUAACUACGGACGUAGUUAUUUUGACUUGAAAUAACAAUUUUCAUUGAAAAAUAACGUCUUUUCGGACGGUUUUCUGCGAAUACCUUAAAAAACUAUAUGAAACAUUUUUGUAGCUUAUAAAAAACAAAGAGAUUUGAUCCAUAAAUCUUCUAAUUAUAAUACAAAAAGAGAUAUGGUAGGUGAAAAGAGUUUGUUUUUUGGUGCAUGCUCAAAUCAGUGUAUUCAACUUGAAAUAACAGAAACGGUCGAUUUUAGGUGUAUAAUGCUACCAAUACCUUUUAGGUGUAUAAUGGUUGAAAAGACCUUUAAAAUCGACCGUUUCUCUGUUAUUUGAAGUUAGUACACCGAUUUGAGGAUGCGUCAAAAAACAAACUCUUUUCACCUACCAUAUCUCUUUUUGUAUUACAACUAGAAGAUUUAUGAAGGAUCGAAUCUCUUUGUUUUUUUUUAUAAGCUACAAAAAUGUUUUGUAUAUUUUUUUUAGUUAGAUGCGUAGUUUUUGUGGUAUUCGCAAAAAACCGUCCGAAAAGGUGUCAUUUUUCAAUGCGAAUUACAAAUUUUCAAUCAAGAAUAACUCAAAAAGUACUGAGUUAUCAAAAAAAAUUAUAGAACAGUUUUUGCUUAGAAUUACGUUGCCUAGCCACUUUCGUGGUUAUUUUGAACAAGAAAUUUUCCACCCCCGAGAAGGGGUGAGAACGACCCCCCAAGAUAAAAGCGCCGUAGUAUAUAGGGUAGACUUUGAAUUAGGAGAAGUAGAGGCUAUUCCCAAAAUUUCAUUAAAAUCCAUGCAGUAGGAUAGAAUUCGGUGGUAAUAUCCUGUUCUUGCUCUCAUUGACUGGCGUAUCAACACAACAACUGUCAUGUAACGAUCAGGCUCUUGUGCAGUAAACAAAAUAACACAUGGAACGUGUUAUUUUGUUUACUGCCCUCAGGAGCGUGAAAGUUACAUGACGGUUUUUCGUUGUGUUGGAACAAACCUUUCGAGUGUAGCUGUGUUCAGGCUACACUGACUAGUGUCAAACGAAAAUCAUGACUCUGUCACUAAGCUAAGGAACGUUCUAGUCAUAGACGUAAAUAUAAAUCGACUGAGUAUACCGGUCGCGCUUCGUGACAAGAUCUCUUGGAUUGAUUGGUACUAUCUCUUUCUAUCACAUUAAAUCGAGAAACUAAGUCGGGGUAGAGGCAAGUUAGAGGAGGACGACUUAAUUGAUAAUGUCGCAGCUUUACUAUCUGUAUGAUGGAAGAAGAGUCCAUAAAAAAAUGUGUGUACUUUGUACUUCUACGUAAGAAGUUAUACUUCUAUUAUAUGAUUUCAACGAAAUCAAUAUACUUUAAACAGUUUAUUUAUAUUUAAUUUAACUAUUAAACUAAUUUUAAUACUUACUACUCUCCAAAAAGUUUUAUUAAAACAAUACCAAAAAUUAAAAAAAUAAAAGAAUAAAACACACAAACACAUUGAAAAAUGCCACAAAGAAAUGAUUUCUGAACAAUAAUUGUUACCAAAAUUUUUAACUAAAUACGUAUUUGCUGAAAAAAUUAUAUUAUAAUAUACUUACAAUCAUAAAAUGUAUAAAAAAAAAUAAAAAAAAUAGUAACUUGCAUUGCGCCACCGCGUAUCUGUCAUGUGGGAAUAUACACCAACUGAACGUUUACACCAUAAACUUUUUGACAGUUGUUUAUUACUUAUAUGAAUUUAAUCAAAUUAGUUUGAUUUUUGUGGAAUUAAAGGAAUAUUUUGUGGAAUAACAAUAUAGUAGUUGAAUAUCGGUAGAAAUUUUGAUGGCAAUCAAAUUAUGUAAAUCAAAGCAUUACAUACUAUUUUGGUAGAUUGAUUUUAAAUUUUCCGAAUAGGUAGGUACCUAUGUAAUUUUUUAUUAGGAUACUGAAAUAUUUACAAUUAUUACGUACCUGUCGCUUUUAAAAACUAUUUAAAAAGUCACUACAAUUAUAAACUUGCUUUUUUCUCUGCCAUCACAACAAUAAAAACUAAUAUACACAAUUUUUUUUUAUCCAUAAUCUCCAUAUUGAACAAUUAUUAUUGACAGAUGAUUUUAACACCCAAUCAGAUCCCGUAUAACGUUUGAGCGACUAAUACCAUAUUGUCGCUGUGCGCAUGCGCCAGGGAAUGUAAAAAUUCACUCUCUUGCCUAAAGAAGUAUAACUUCAAAAAGAUUUGUUCGCCACUUAGCUCUAUCCGCUGCUCAGUCUAUUUAUAUUUACGUAUAUGGUUCUAGUGUAGUUAACAGUUUUUAAAUUUACAUUAAAUUAAAAGAAAAAUAUAUUUUUUUGUAAAUAAACACAUCUGACAGCUAAACAGUUGUCAAACUCGGUUGGAUAAUACUGCGCAAGACGAGUGUAGAUAGCCACCCUCUCAGAAGCAGGUGUAGAUUUAUCUACACUGGUGUUUCACGUUUUUGUUACAGUUUUAAAUGGAACAGAGUAGUGUACCACUACACUUUGCAAAGGAAGAACUUAGUGUAGCACUUUUACACAUUUUUAGAACUCGUGCUACACCAGGAAACAAAUAAACAGACCUAGAAUUAUAUGCAUUUUGAUAAAUUCGGUUUUAAAUUGUUUUAAGUCUCCUAAAGUGUAUACUUUAUUGUUUAUUAUUUGUAAAAGCUAAUUUUAUUGUAUUAGUGUGUCUACUUACAGACUUCAAAUUACAAACUAGAGUCCCCAGUUACCAUUUAUUAGUAAAAAUAAAAAACUAAUUGGCACAACAACUGUCAAACGGAUUUUUUUCAACUGUCAAAAACAUGAUUUUGGAAAUUGUUUGUUUCUAGAUAAAAGCCAUAGCAUAAGUCUCUCAGGCUAGCUUCUUAGUCACAGAUCCGUAUAUAGAAUAUUUUUUAUCAAAUAUAUUUUUAUAAUUUAACCUCUAAGCCACUUUACACUGUUGCAAUACGGUACGAUUAUAUCAAAAAUAUUUUUUGCUGUCUUGUUCCAAAUUCAAUGGUUUACAAAAGUUCCUAACCUUUGCUUGAUGAAUAUCACUAAAAACACUACUUAAGCAGAAAAAGUAGCAGAGGAAGCAAAAUUUCAACUUUAUAGGAAUUAAAAAGGUUUGAGAUUGGGCAAAUCCUGGCUUUUCAACCUUUGUUUACAAAUAACAAUAUGAUAGUCGUGACGUCACAUUUCAACUGUCAGCCUUAAAAUCUCUUCGUAUUUUUCUAUAUACUCUACUAUGUAGAGUAUGUAUAGCAAAUUUCUAUUAAUGUAUUGAUACAUUCAUCAUCAUCCAACCAAUUCACGUCCACUGCUGGACAUAGGUCUCCCCCAAUUGUUUCCACAUUUCACGGUUUUGUACUGAUUGUUGCCAGUUUUUACUAAUCCGCCUGAUAUCAUCUGUCCAUCGUGUAGGCGGCCUUCCUCUACUGCGUUUAUCUUCUCUUGAUCUCCAUUCCAUCACCUUUCGUGUCCAUCUUGAAUCUUUCAGCCUGGCGACGUGUCCUGACCAGUUCCAUUUGAGCCUGGUGAUACGUUCUACAACAUCUGCGAUACCGGUUCUUUGUCUGAGAUCUUUAUUUCUUAUUUUAUCCCGUAGGGUUACACUCGGCAUGGAUCUUUCCAUACGCCAUAGAGACAGUGUCUCUGCUCCAUAUGUCAUUACCGGCAGCACACAUUGAUCAAACACUUGUCUUUUCAAACCGAUCGGUAUACAGUUCCUAAAUAUGUCCCUCAGAGCUCCGUAGGCUGCCCAAGCAAGAACCUUCUUUCUUAAUCUUCUUUUUAUUUCGCAUGUUUGGUUAUCUCUGUCAAUUCUAAUUUCAUGGCCCAAGUAAAUGUACGUUUCCACUAGUUCUACUUCUUGUUCACGUAUAAUCAGUUGUCCGCUAGGAAUCCGAUUAGUCAUAAAUUUCGUUUUAGAAAAGUUCAAUUUCAGGCCUAUUUUCCAGCAGAUAGCGUCGAACUCAUUUAGCAUUUCCUUUACUUCUCCUAGGUCAUCAGUUAUAAGGACUAUGUCAUCUGAAAAACGAAGAUGAUUAACUUUUUCCAUCUAUUGUGAUCCCUUUAUUGUCCCAGUUGAGCAUCUUAAAGGCAUAUUCCAGAACAGUUGUGAAUAGUUUUGGCGAGAGUGUGUCGCCUUGUCUUACGCCGCGUUCUAUGCUUAUUUGUUUGGUUUUAUCAUGUAACUUAACACUCAUUGUUGCCUCUUUAUAAAUAUUAUAGAUGAGUGUAUAUAACGAUAGUCAAUGCGGCAUUCAUUUAGAGCUUCUAAAAUUCCUAUCCAGCUCUAUCGUGUCAAAGGCUUUAUGAAAAUCCACGAAGGCUAGGACAAGGGGUUUAUUAUAUUCUAUUGACUUUUCAAUUAGUAACUUUACUGCCUGCAGAUGGUCGUUUGUUCCAAAGUUUGAUCGAAAUCCAGCUUGUUCUUUUGGCUGGUAAAAAUCUAGCUUCUUUUCUACUCUUGGUGUCACUACUUUUGUAAAGAGUUUGUAUAAGUGGUUUAGCAGGCUCAUGGGUCUGUAAUGUUCUAAGUCUGUCUUAUCUCUCAUAAGGACUGCAUUAUCUAUGUUCCCUAUACUGUAAAGUCAAGGUGGGACGGACUGUAGAAUCUACCAUGCAUCCAAACUACAAAGCUAUUUUGAGAGACCAUAGACUUGUAUAAUUUGGCUUCAAUACUUUUAGUAAAAUUAAAACAAAAAGUUUGUUGAAAUCAACUGUAUUUAAAAAUAUUUGUGAAUGAUUGUGUACACUGACAAAGGACCACCUUGAAAUUGCAAUAAAGCUGCUGUAGUCGACCAAGAAGUGAUAUAAUAUUUUUAAGUAAUCAAAAUUGUGAAUCAGAAGUAAUAUAGAAAGAAAUGGUAGCUAGAUUUUUGUCCCACCUUUAUAUGUAAAUUUAGUUACUUCUCGCAUUUAUAGUGACUAUUUAUAUUUAUAAAACUGUUUUAUAUUGAAUGUGUAGGAGAAACAUUUGGUGUAAAUAAUAAAACGAAAUGAAAAACCAGUUUAAUCUCAAAUUUCUUUAAUUAAAUACACGUAUAGUAUAUGCAAAUAUAUAUUAUAGAAUUGGCAUUGCAUAUGAUUUUUUUCGGGUUUAGUCUGCCAUUUACGAACGCAUAGUAGAGGACCCGAUGUAAUGUCGACCCGUACCGAUCUGUUUAAUGGAAAAAUUAUUUGAUAUGUAAUUUAGUAUGUUAACAAUUAGGCCCGGCGCAAAUUGAACCUAAGCGAGACACAACCUGCACCGGCUAACUGCGUAGACAGUUCUGCGCAUCCUACUAUCAGUGUAUUCGUUCGCAGGUCUCGCUUGGGAACGUUUGUCAUCGGCGUACAAUUUUCUUGGGCCGUGGGACGCGUGACUCACCGCCAGAUGUUUAUUUUAACUUUUUUUUGUUUGUGAGAUGGACUUAUCUGAAAUGAAUACGGAUGGUGCCUAAGUACAAUUUAUUAUGAUAAAUAAAAAUAUUACCAUAGUCAACACCCCGAGUGAAAACUGCGUUGUCUUUGUCAUUAAAUUCUGAUAACUUUUGUAGACUAAAUAAGCGGCGAUACGAAAUUAAUAAUCAAAGUUAUGCCUUUACAAAAACACAAUAUUAGAAAAAUAAGGUGAAAAAUUAUUCGUUACUUAAAACCGUGAUCGAUAAAAAUAUCGUAUUACCCUCAAAUUCAACUUGUCGACAUAUUACAUUUUUGUUUAUUACAUAUUACAUUUUUAUGCUUAAAAAUUAAAAACGAAAUAUGCAGAUAGUGUUAUUUUUAUGACCGAUCAGUAACGGAGGGAGUAUGACCUGCAGUAAUUGUAAAUUAUUGCGAUCCUGCAGUAAUUGUAAGUGAUUGUGAUACGAGCAGUAAAUUGAGGAAUAUGAGUUAUGACCGAACAGUAGGGGAGAGAUUAUUUUAAAUAUGUAGGUAUUAUGUGCAGAAAUAAAAUACUCAGUGUAAGAUAUCUCUUUAUGCACCCGCUUAUGAUCAAAUUCGAUGUUUUCGAAAGUCAUACCGCUACGACUACUAGGGACGUGUAAGAUAUUUUUAAAACGUUACUAGUUACAAGUACGGAAAUACCGAUUUUACGUUGCCUACUCAAUUCAGUACAAGGAUCAGAUACAUCAGUAUUUUGUAAUCAGUAUUUGUACUCAGUACCACUGAGAACCGGUAUCAAAAGUAACCGUUACAUGUCUGCACUGAUUUUGCCCGUCUCUAUUCGCCACGUCGAUAGCCAACGGUUGGGUUAGAUUGUGUUCAAUAUGCGGCACGCUAGAAAAAUAAAUGCACGGGUCACCCGUCCCGCCGGCGCAGGCUGUGUCUGGCUUAGGUUCAAUUUGCGCCGGGCCUUAUAAAAAACAAGGGGUGCCCGAUAUAAUUUUUUUCUGAUUAUAAUUAAUAAUUUAAAAUUAAUUUUCAACGAAAACUUUUCGUUUAUAAAUUCGCAAAGUCUGUUCGUUCGUGCGUCGCCGCUCCUCCAAUACUUAGAGCUGAUUUACCGAUGGAUUCCUAUGUAGUUUUGUCUUCUGAAUCCAAAUCUGAACACGGCAUUUCGAUAUCUCUAACCAUCUUCGAGAUAACCGACCUCAAAGUCUAAAAUGUGAGGUCACAACCCUUUAAUUUUUUUCUGAUUAUAAUUAAUUAAUAAUUUAAAAUUAAUUUUCAACGAAAACUUUUCGUUUAUAAAUUCGCAAUGUCUGUUCGUUCGUUCGUCGCCGCUCCUGCAAUACUUAGAGCCGACUUACCGAUGGAUUCCUAUGUAGUUUUGUCUUCUGAAUCCAAAUCUGAAAACGGCAUUUCGAUAUCUUUAACCAUUUUCGAGAUAACCGACCUAAAAGUCUAAAAUGUGACGUCACAACCCUUUUAUUUUCUGCCGACACACUAAACGUCAACUGAAAUUGUUGCUAGUAAGUAGGCUAGUUUUAAUCUGAAUUUGUUAAGCAAAGCAUAGCUUAUUUACAUUUUUGACACUUCGUGAAUGUCAAACUAAAUUUUAAAUUAAGUAUUAAUACAAUAUAAAUGACAUUUGAUAGUGAAUUUUACUAUUAUAUAGAAUAAAUAAGGUGUUUAAAAAUACAAUUUGAAUAUAUUUUGAAAGCAAUAAUUUAUUAACAACUUUAAUAAGGUUUGUACGAGUACACGUCCUCCCCUUUAAUGAGAGUACCUAAUGAUAAAUGGACUGUUCUAUUUCCAUCUAUUGUUGACGAUUCAAAACACUUUACUACACUUCAUCAGUAAAAAGUACCUAUCUUUAUUUAUUUCACAAUAUUGAAAAUUGUUAUUAUGAAAUAUUGUUUGUAAUAAAAAAUUAUGUUCUAAUAUAUACAAUUAAAUUCUUCUAAUGGAAAAAAAUAUGUGAAGAUUUUUCUCAAAUUAUGGAUACCAACAUCAUUUUCAUUUAUAACUUUUAUUUUUAAUUUGACGAAGAAAAGUUAUGCGUCAUAAAAAGCUCCUCAUGGUCUAAGAUUUCUGAUGCAACCAUCAUAUAUCAAAUUUUAUUAAUUUUAUACGAGGUAUAUAGAAAAUAUGAAUUUCGAUCAAGAGUAAAGUACCUUUAUAGUUCACAACAUUUAAAUUAGAAUGAUAUAAUUGCACAUUAAAACAUAAUUUUUAAUUCUAAACAACUUUUCAUAAUAGCAAUUUUCCAUAUUAUGAAUUUAAAUACGUAAAUAAACAAAGUUUUCGUUAUGAUAAUGCUCGCAUUUUCAGCUUGUUCUUUAUAAAUUAAAAAGAUUUCGGCCCGGGCAGAUAUUGUUUUAGAUUUUUUGGAUCAUUCGAAAAAAAAAAGCUCUUAUGUAAUUUUAAUAUUGAUAAGUUGAUCGUUUUCGAGCUUUUGUUCUUGUCGAGCUUUUACCUCCCCCAGAAUAUUUGAGGCUGAUCGGUUUCCCGAUGUGGGAUUCUGGAUUUCUCGUACCCACCUGGGGUACAUUUCCUCUUUGUUGAAAGUUCGACAUUGUUAGUUUGGGGAAAAUAGCCUUAAAACACUACGGUGACCAGGCGUGUUGGUGAGUUGUAGGGAUCACAUUUCCUUGAUUCCUUGUAACUGUUGUAUGGUUAUCCCGCUCAUACUCGGUCGCCAGAGCCUCGUCUGUUAUGUAGCAGGAGGCACAAGGUAGUUCUAGACCAGGGGUCACCAAUUAGUUUCCCUGACGGUCCGUUUUGAAAACCUUUGACACUUCCGGGGUCCGGAUUUAUGCUGCCUGUGUCUGAUUCGAUUUCUUUGUGGAUUCUUGUUAAAAAAUAUCCCCUAUAAACAAAUCAGAAGGGUGCUGGGCGAAAUUUUUGAGCAGAAAUUGUUUAAUAUUUUUUUAACAAAUUCAAAACAUCACCUUUUUGCCCGCGAAAAUAUGUUUUUAGCUUUUUAGGGUCAUCUUAAAUAAAAAAUAUCUGUCAUUUUAUCCAAACAUCAAGUUUUCAAGCAUCGCAAAUGCAUAUUUUCGCAUUUUUCAUAUUUUAAAUUGCUUAUAACUCGAAAAAUAUCAAUUUUUCAGAAAUAUGACAAGAUACCUUUAUUGUUUAUAAUUACCCAAGAAACCUAAAAAUACAUUUUUCGAGGCAAAAAAGUAAUUUUGAAUUUGCUUAAAAAAUUGUUUCACCCGGCACCCUUCUGAUUUGUUUAAAGGGGACAUUUUUGAACAUUAAUCCGCAAAGAAAUCGAGUCAGAAACAUUUUUCAUACGAAAGUGGCCUCGCACAUGGACUAAUAUGGAAAGGAAAACUAAUAAUAUCCAGAGGUGUAACCAGGAUGACCCUAAGGGGGGAGGGUUACAACUACUUGAUGAUCUCUGGGGGGUAUGGGGCCUAGGAUAAUAUCUGAUUGUUUUUUGGUUACUGUAUAUUUUUCUGUAGGUUUUCCUGGUACAGUAAAUAAAAUACAAAUUCAUUGUGUAUUGUUUUGAUGUUAUCAGUAUAAUUUGAAAACAGCAGUAUUGUAAAUUGUUACUGAGAAUAUUUUAAAAAUUAGGAAUUUAUAUUUUGAAUGCUACUGAAAUUUUUAGACAUCUUCAAUUUUGUAGAAAUGAAACUGAGGAAUUUAAAAUAAAUAAUCAUAGUACCAAAUGCUAAUUAACAUGUUAUCUUUUCUACAUUAGUUUCAAUGCAAGGUGUUUGUUGCAAACUUAUUGAAUCUGAAAAUUAUUUUAAUUAAAUGCACAUCUGAAAAGUACUCCUAUUUAACAUAUAGUGGAGAGGAAAUGAAUAUAAAAAAGCAGAUGACAAUUUUAUAUUGUAGCUUACUUAAUUUCAAAAUUAAUGAUUAGUAAGUAUAACAAGGGGGGAAACUCUUUACAAAAUUAAAUUAUCAGAGAAAAAAAUGACAUUUUUUAUGUACAAACUGUCUGAAGUUUGGAGUGAGUUUAGUGCAACUGAGUCUCAUUAGGGAGUUGAGAUAUUCAUCUGUUAAGUGAGAUCUGUGCCGAUUUUUAAUAAAGUUCAUUCUUGAUAAAGCGGCUUCGCACACAUAAGUUGAGCCAAACAUAUAGUACACAAUUUCAUGGCCAAAUAUUUUCAAAAUUGCCAAACACUAGGUAUAUUCUGAAUUUAUUGACGGUCCGCACAAAACUAGCUCACGGUCCGGAUGCGGACAGCGGUCCGCUAAUUGGUGACCCCCUGUUCUAGACUACCACUCGUGCAGGUGAGGUUGACUUUUGGAUCGAUUGAUGUAUUGUUGUUGAGCCCGAUUCCUUACCUCCCAUCAAGACACAAAGAGCCAUAUAGCAAUGCUAGGAGUAAAAAGCGAAACAAUUGGACAAGUCAAAUUGUCCCGAGUCAAGUUGUCCUGCGUCAAAAACGCAGGACAACAUGUAGCCAGGCUAAAAUGAAGUUUCACAGGUCAUAGCGCCAGACUAAUGGACAAUAGGUGGAAUACCACGAUACAACAAUGGAGGCCAUGGACAGGAAAGAGAGCAAGAGGACGGCCCCGGAUGAGAUGGGGCGAUGACAUGGAAAGAUAGGAGGAACACAUUGGAAACAGAAGCGAAUGGAGGAAACUGCACCGAGCGAAAAAAAUUCUUGACAAAGAAACUUUAUUAAUAUUUAAGAAAGAUCGACUUGGCAUAUUGCCUAAGAAAUAUAUCUUUGUAUGUAAGAUAUAAUUUUCUAAAAUAUUUCAAAUAAAUUCUACUAUAGCCAAAGAAAUAUAUCUUAAACAUGAUUGAACUAUCACUCUCUGGCAAACUUCAAACCCAUUUAUCAGAAAGAAAUUACACUUGAUGUUAAUUAAGUUUAUUAGUCAUAAAAAUAUAUUUUCUACACAUUAGAAAACAAUUCUUUCUGAGCAAUAAUAUUUCUUAGUAAGGAAUAUUAUUAUUUUAGUAUUAAUAAUUAAUUUAUUUAAUGUUAAGAAAUAAGUAUAUUUCGCAGAGAAAAACGUAUACCUAUUUAGAGUUAAGUGAAUAUUUCUUGAAAAUAAAGUGAUAUUACAUACGGCGAAAUAAAUCAUUGUGUUAAGGUAAAAUCAUUAUUUAUUAAUAAAACAAGAUAUAAAACUUUAUUAUUACAUAGAAAUAUUUUCUCCACUCUUAAACCACUGGCUUCUUCACAACAAUAAAAGGAUGGAGAGGCAAAUCCAACUUCCUCAAAUUUUCCUUCUUUUGUUAAUAGCACUUUGUAUAUCAGCAAUUCACUAAAACAAAAUCGUUAUGUAGAAAGAGUAAACUUACUUUAAUAAUUUUUUUUUAUAAAGAUAUAGAUAUUUAUUUUGACAAAUUUAGGAAAUAACAAAAAACAAAUACACGGCCCCACAUAAGAACUAUUAAUACUAAUAAUAAUCAAUCAUAUUUAGUUCAAACAUGGCAUUAUUUAACCUACACAUCUUUGUUUAUUUUUUUCUUUUUGUUAAUGAAAUAUUAAUUAUUUAUCUGUAUAAUAUUAAGUCACACAAUAACCAUCGUUUAGCUAAAACAAGAGGGAAAAUACAACCAAUGUAAAACAUUGAAGCAGACAUAAUAAUAUGUAAUUUUCUUAAUUUUUAUAAUCUAAAAGAGACAGCAUACCUAAUCAUUAAGAAAUUUUAUUACGGGAAAGUAUUAUUAGUUUACAUCUAAGUCAUUUAAUACAUUUUAACUAAUUCACGGUUUUCGGCAAUAACGUUUCUUAACCAUAAACAUAUAUUUCUUUUAGACUAACUGAUUUCUUUAUCUCAAAUAAAUUAACAGAAAAAAUCCUCAGCGUUGCACCGCCAUGUUUGAUAUAGCGUUGUAUUGUAUAUUUUUAUAGAAUACGAUACAUUCAAGAAACCUAUUAUAGUUGAUACAUAAGUAUACACAUUUUUAAAAAGGUACUUACAUGUAUGAAGUUCUACCAUUUCUGGAAGGCCCCGCAGUUGGUUAAUAACUCCUUUCUUAAUAUUGUUCUGAAGCUAUAUAUUAUAUCAUUCUGUCCCAGCUUUAAAUUGUGGCAUAUUUCCCAGUUAGAAUAAUAAGCUCCUUUAUUUCAGAGUCGUCCAUCAUUAUACCUAAAAAGCAUAUAAAGAUACUAUUAUGUUCCUUUUUUAACUAUUCGGAUACGCAACAAUAUUAUUAUUACAUCUUAAAUUACUCAAUUUACUUUUAUUUAAUACCUAUAUAUGUACGUACCUUCAAAAUAUCCGUUAAUUUUUAAAGUACACCAAUAAAUCCAACAUCCAUCUAUAUGAACAUGAACAUAUCACGCCAUCUUGACAAACACUGACGACUAAAUCAUAAAUAGUUAAUCUGCGCAAUUCUUUUGUGGAAGAAAAUCUCUUUGCAAGUAACAUUUAGUCAUUAAUGACAAAGUUUUUAUUUUAUAACCACAGUUACUACAGAGGGUAUUUCUGAAGAAUUAUUUCUUGUGGUUUAAAAUAUUUAUUUGAUUGCAAGAAAAUUUCUUGUUCACAAAUAUAAAUAUGGAUUAACUUAACAUUAUAUUUCUUAUACUGCAAAAUAUUUGUAGUUUUCAAUUUAAGAAAUAAAAACUUUAGGAUAAGAAAAUUAAAUUUAACCAUUAAUGUAUUUCUUAGUAUUGAAGAAAUUAUCUGUAAGAAAUUAUUGAGUUGUGUUUAAAAAACUCGUUUCUUUAUAUGUGAACCGGUAUGUUUAAGUUAAUAGGAUAUGUUAACUUUUAAGAAAUAUUGCUCAAAGAAAUCGGCGUUUUAGGAGAAAAGAAAUUGUUCUCUCGGUGUGGGGGAGCCUAUGUUCAAAAUUGGACGAAUUAAAGGGCAAAAGAAGAAGAAGAUCGUUUUCGAGUUAUAAACAAUUUAAAACUAAAAAAAAAUCGAAAAAUUACGAUUUUCAAGGUUUUUAUUUUUGUAAUCAUCAAGUACCUAAAUUCAAGUUCAAACCUUCUUAUAUUAGGUACCGAUAAGAAUAUAAGUGCCAUGUUUUAUUCUAAAAUAUAUUUUUUAACUAUUAAUGAGGAAUGUUCCUUAUGGUAAGACGGGAGCAGAAAUACGGGGCUGCAGUAAAAAUUAAAAAACAAUGUUUUAAAACGAAAUAAUUCCAAAAUACUUAUUAAUAACUGAUAGACUAAAGUUUGAACUUAAAUUUAGGUACUUCGUAAUUUCAAAAUUUUAGGUAUUUCGUAAUUUUUUACUUAUGUUUUUGAGCCUUGAAAAUCGUCACCCUUCGUUCUUUUUUCAGUUUUUAAUUGUUUAUAACUCAACAACGAACAACUUCUGCCCAUGCCGAAAGAAUUUUGGUAGAAUUUAUAAAAAGUCAUUUUUUUAAUUAUUAAUUAAUUAUAGUCAGACAAAAUUAUCGGGCAACCCUUGUUUCUCAUAAUUUUUAACAUACAUACUAAAUUACAUAUUAUCAAAUAAUUUUCAUCCAUUAAACAGAUCGGUGCUGGUCGACCUAACAUCGUAUCUUAGACUAACUAAUAUUUUUUUAAUAGCAUGUACGUUGGCCAAUGGCAUUCAGACAUCGAGCUCUUUUUCAUGGUUGAAAGGUAAAAGGUUGUAACCCACAAAUCACCUUUUUUUUUUUCAAGAAGUAGAACAAACGUCCCAGUUAAGUAAUUUAAUGAGGAAUUAACCUACAUAUGUAUUUUUUUUUCAUUAAUUUGUAGAUCAAUAAUUGAUCUAUAAAUUAAUGAAAAAAUUAUUAGGUUAAUUCCUCAGCAAAUUACUUAAAUGGAACGUUUUUUCAACUUCCUGAAAAAAAAAAUAAAAAUGUAUACCAUUUUUAUUAUUCAGUUGCAAUGCGAAGGCAAAACAAUCUUACUUUUCAAUUAGAUACGGAGUGCAAUCCAGCUCUCUGAAUCGCGAUUUUCGAUUCUUAUUGGAAUCUCAUCGGAGAGAGCGCAGGCUUGUUCUCCAUAUCCUAACUGACUAGCACCGAGAGCUUUUCCCACACAUUGCAACUGAAACAAAUAGGGUAGGUGACUAGCGUCAUCUGGCAAUUGAAAGAUGAAAAAAGCUGAUUUGUUGGUUACAACCAUUUACCUUUCAACCGUCGUUAUUAAUUACUAGGUAUACGUUCCGUAUAACACAUGUGUUACCUUUCCACAAUUAAAAAUCCUAUCUGUCUGUAAUCAGUACAUUGCCAAAUCUUUAUAUAGUAAACUUUUCCAAAAUUAUUCAAUACUAAACCUUUCCUGACACUAGGACAAAAGUAUUAUCUUUGACUACUUCCUAAAAGCACAAUAUACAUAUGAGUAUUUUAAUCAUUCCAGUUAAGUAAGAUAUAUUGAAAAAGACAAUUAGAAAGUGACUAAUAUGCACCACCCAGCUUGUAAAAUCACGUCCAAUAUUUUUUGAUAAUUAUGUGGGGGGACAAUCUAUAGGCCUAUUUUCAAUUUUUAUACUGUACUGAGCUUUGAUUAGAAAAUAAAAAAAUUGAAAUAUU